Messenger RNA from Acomys russatus (golden spiny mouse), 2563 nucleotides. RefSeq names its product fibronectin leucine rich transmembrane protein 1 (gene Flrt1). The coding region runs from base 230 to 2254 and encodes 674 amino acids. The record is from RefSeq and is a predicted model, not a curated record. Lineage: Eukaryota; Metazoa; Chordata; Mammalia; Rodentia; Muridae. The transcript has 2 exons. Gene Ontology annotation, molecular function: protein binding.
AAGAUUGUUCAAGACCUUAUCUCUGUGUGCCUCAGUGAUCCCCCUGCCCCAGGGGUGCAGUCUGUGGUUGAGUGAUUCUGAGCCUGCAGGCGACAGGGGCCAAGGAUGUGAACGUGGCCUGGAACUUUCGAAGCAGUGACCGGUGGAACCCUGUGGCUCCAGAGAGCAGCAGUAGAGGAGGUAUUGAGGCUCCAGGUUAGGUGGGUCAGGCCUCCACCAGCCAUCCACCAUGGUGGUGGCACACCCUACUGCCACCGCUACCACCACACCCGCUGCCACUGUCACAGCCACUGUCGUGAUGACCACGGCCACCAUGGACCUGCGGGACUGGCUGUUUCUCUGCUACGGGCUUAUUGCCUUCCUCACAGAGGUCAUCGAUAGCACCACCUGCCCAUCGGUGUGCCGCUGUGACAAUGGCUUCAUCUACUGCAACGACCGGGGACUCACAUCCAUCCCCUCAGACAUCCCUGAUGACGCCACUACCCUCUACCUACAGAACAAUCAGAUCAACAAUGCAGGCAUCCCUCAGGACCUCAAGACCAAGGUCAAGGUGCAGGUCAUCUACCUGUAUGAGAAUGACCUGGAUGAGUUUCCCAUCAACCUCCCCCGGUCCCUGCGAGAGCUGCACCUGCAGGACAACAACGUGCGCACCAUCGCCAGGGACUCCUUGGCUCGCAUCCCGCUGCUGGAGAAGCUGCACCUGGAUGACAACUCCGUUUCCACCGUGAGCAUCGAGGAGGACGCUUUCGCUGACAGCAAGCAGCUCAAGCUGCUCUUCCUGAGCCGGAACCACCUGAGCAGCAUCCCGUCGGGGCUGCCCCACACGCUGGAGGAGCUGCGGCUGGAUGACAACCGCAUCUCUACCAUCCCCCUGCACGCCUUCAAGGGUCUCAACAGCCUGCGGCGCCUGGUCCUGGAUGGCAACCUGCUGGCCAACCAGCGCAUCGCCGAUGACACCUUCAGUCGCCUGCAGAACCUCACAGAGCUGUCGCUGGUACGCAACUCGCUGGCUGCCCCGCCCCUCAAUCUGCCCAGUGCCCACCUGCAGAAGCUCUACCUGCAGGACAAUGCCAUUAGCCACAUCCCCUACAACACACUGGCCAAGAUGCGGGAGCUGGAGAGGUUGGACCUGUCCAACAACAACCUCACCACGCUGCCCCGAGGCCUCUUUGAUGACCUGGGGAACCUGGCCCAGCUGCUCCUCAGGAACAACCCCUGGUUCUGCGGCUGUAACCUCAUGUGGCUGCGGGACUGGGUGAAGGCACGGGCCGCCGUGGUCAACGUGCGCGGCCUCAUGUGCCAGGGCCCUGAGAAGGUCCGGGGCAUGGCCAUCAAAGACAUCACCAGCGAGAUGGACGAGUGCUUUGAGGCAGGGUCACAGGGCAGUGCAGCUAAUGCAGCUGCCAAGACCACAGCCAGCAACCAUGCCUCUGCCACCACGCCCCAGGGCUCUCUGUUUACCCUCAAAGCCAAGAGACCAGGACUGCGCCUUCCUGACUCCAACAUUGACUACCCCAUGGCCACCGGCGAUGGUGCCAAGACAUUGGUCAUCCAGGUGAAGCCACUGACAGCUGACUCUAUCCGAAUCACAUGGAAGGCUAUGCUACCUGCCUCCUCUUUCCGGCUCAGUUGGCUGCGUCUGGGCCACAGCCCAGCUGUGGGCUCUAUCACAGAAACCCUGGUGCAGGGGGACAAGACGGAGUAUUUGCUGACGGCCUUGGAGCCCAAAUCCACCUAUAUCAUCUGUAUGGUCACCAUGGAGACUGGCAACACCUAUGUGGCUGACGAGACACCUGUGUGUGCCAAGGCAGAGACGGCUGACAGCUACGGCCCUACCACUACACUCAAUCAGGAGCAGAAUGCUGGCCCUAUGGCGGGGCUGCCCCUGGCUGGCAUUAUUGGUGGUGCCGUGGCCCUUGUAUUUCUCUUCCUGGUCCUGGGAGCCAUUUGCUGGUAUGUGCACCGGGCUGGUGAGCUGCUGACCCGAGAGAGGGUCUACAACAGGGGCAGCAGGAAAAAGGAUGACUACAUGGAGUCGGGGACCAAGAAGGAUAACUCCAUUCUAGAAAUCCGAGGCCCAGGUCUGCAGAUGCUACCCAUUAACCCAUACCGCUCCAAAGAAGAGUACGUGGUGCACACCAUAUUUCCCUCCAAUGGCAGCAGCCUCUGCAAGGGCGCCCACACUAUUGGCUAUGGCACCACGAGGGGCUACCGGGACGGUGGCAUUCCUGAUGUGGACUAUUCCUACACAUGAAGACAGCUGCCCCCCCAGUGUGACCACAUGGCUCUGUCUCACCCACUGCCACACCAGGAGCCAGGAAGAGAAACUCCACAGUGACUUUCCCAGCAGAAAGCAAAGUUUGGGGAGGGUUGGUGAUUUUGCAGAAUACAACAGUGGGGUUAAAAAUAAAUAAAUACAUAGAAGGCAGGAGGGGGAAUUCAACAUUGUUGGAGAUGUAACUUAAUGCCAGAUCAUGAGAGUUAAGGACUAAAAUAAUCUUGCAGGAAGGGUUGGAUUGGGACCUUUUUCCCCCUGAACCAGAUUGACACUACCUGUACAACA